AUGAUAUGCCUUGAUAAUUCCGCUUGGAUGAGGAAUGGUGACUAUCGCCCCACAAGAUUUCAAUGUCAGAAAGAUGCUAUAAAUCUUUUAUUUCAGUGUAAAACACGUUCUAAUCCAGAGAAUGCUGUUGGACUAUUGACUAUGGCUGAUGAUGUUCGUGUUCGUUCUACUAUGACUCAAGAUGAUCGUAAAUUAUUCAUCAAAUUACAUGAAGUUGAAAUUGAAAAUGUUUCAAAAGUAAUUCCUGCUAUAAGAACAGCUCAUCUAGCAUUAAAGCAUCGUCCAAAUAAAAAUCAUAAAAUGAGGAUCAUUGUUUUUAUUGGAAGUCCAGUUGAAGAUAUCGAUAAUUCAGAUUUAGUUAAAUUAGCUAAAAAAUUAAAGAAAGAAAAAGUAAAUGUUGAUAUUGUUUGUUUUGGAGAGGCUGCUGAAAAAAAUAAUGAAAUGUUUGAACAAUUUAUUGAAACAUUAAAUGGUAAAGAAGGAAAAGGUUCUAAUAUGGUUAUUGCUACAAAUGGUUUAUUGACUGAGGCCAUUGCAUCUUCUGCUAUAUGUAUGAAUGAAGAUGGUUCUGGUGGUAAUCUUAUUAAUACUGGAUCAGGAUUUGAAUUUGGUAUUGAUGAUGCUGAUGAUCCUGAUCUAGCACUUGCUUUAAGAGUUUCUCUCGAAGAACAAAGACAAAAACAACGAACAGAAGUAGCAAAUGUUGAUGAGGGAGAAAAAAUGGAAACAAGUAGUGAAAAACCUAAUGCACCAGAUGUUGCUUUUAUGACUGAAGAAGAACAACUUGCUUGGGCUUUAAAAAUGUCAAUGGCUGAUGUUGAUAAACCUUCUGAACCUGAAACAGCUUCUAAAAAAGAAGAUGAACCUACAACUGAAAAUGUUGAAACAAAAGAGGAAGAAGAAGCUAUGGAAACAGAAGAUUUCAAUAAUUUGAUGAGUGAUCCUGACUACCUUCGUGAAUUAGUAUCGACAUUAGAAGGUGUUGACGCUUCACAGAUUGAAAGUGCUAUUAGUGGAUCUGAUCCAUCUGUUCAACUUGAAUUUAUGACAGAGGAAGAACAAAUCGAGUGGGCUAUUAAACAAUCAAUGAAUCAAUCCGAUGACAAGAAAAAAACAGAUGAUAAACAAUCUUAA
Messenger RNA from Strongyloides ratti, 1134 nucleotides. Its product is annotated as 26S proteasome non-ATPase regulatory subunit 4. Gene Ontology annotation, cellular component: nucleus; cytosol; proteasome regulatory particle, base subcomplex. The record is from RefSeq and is a predicted model, not a curated record. NCBI's taxonomy places the organism in Eukaryota, Metazoa, Nematoda, Chromadorea, Rhabditida, Strongyloididae. Gene Ontology annotation, molecular function: polyubiquitin modification-dependent protein binding. Bases 1 to 1134 code for a protein of 377 amino acids. Gene Ontology annotation, biological process: proteasome-mediated ubiquitin-dependent protein catabolic process. The transcript has 2 exons.